This is a messenger RNA of Anopheles darlingi, 747 nucleotides long. RefSeq lists its product as uncharacterized. Bases 104 to 556 code for a protein of 150 amino acids. The transcript is spliced from 3 exons. The record is from RefSeq and is a predicted model, not a curated record. NCBI's taxonomy places the organism in Eukaryota, Metazoa, Arthropoda, Insecta, Diptera, Culicidae.
UCUGUAGUGAUACUCUGGUAAAACUGUUUGGUUGUUUCAAUGCCUUUGUAGUCAUUAACAAGUGUGUGAAGCGACCCAAAGUGCAAUCUUAAAAGUUUUAACUAUGAUCGAAGCUUUUUGGGACGUUUACGAAUAUGACGACUUUGAUGAAUGUCGAAGGAUGUACCGCGAAGAUUUUAUGUUUUGCACUGCAAGCUUGUAUCUACAUCCGAACCCUAGCUCUAUUAUCUGGAAUAAAAUACAGGAAUACUCGCAGCAUCCUCGUCAUUUUGAUCGCAGAACAAAAGAAGUAGGGAAAUGCUUCCCUUUGAGCUUCAUGCAAUCUAAGAAUAUAUCAAACAUAAUGGAGGCUCGACUAAAGACAGAAGCAUGGGAGAAAUAUAAACUCAACAGUAGCGUCGAAGUCAUGGAAUGUUUAAGUACGAUUCGGUCUAACAUGGAUGUUUGCAGAAUGAAUGGUAUAGCUGAUGUUUUGUUUAUUUGCUGCAUGGUUGCUAUAAUACUGAUGGUAAUAUUAGCUACUGCACAGGAUAAAAUCAAAUCUUUCUUUAUGUGAGUCCUUUUUAAAACGUUUUGCAAUGAGAACAAUUUGUCCAAUUAUCGAGUUCAGUUUGGUUCCAGCAGCACCCAAAGCAUUUUCAUUAGCCCAGAAUAUGCCGAAGCUUAUGAAAAGGAACAGAACAUCCAUCCCGAAGCUCGACCAUUUGGAUGGCAUAAGAUCGAUUGUGACAAUUAUUAUUUUGCUGU